GACCGCGACCGCUACCAAGUCGACUUUAUUUCAAUCGUUGGUGUUGUAUGGGAGUUGAAGGAAUACUAACGAGAUAAUUUCUUUCUGAUUUAGAAUUUUAACAGUAUAGAGUUUAAAUUUUACGGAAAAAUUGUCUCCGAUAAGGUAGACAUUCUAGCGACCGAAAUUUAUUUCCGAGUGCAGUUGUCAGAUCUAUUUGAUUAGUAUUUUUACUUUGGCGAAUUUAAAUUUCUAGGAACAAUUCCUCUUCAAAAAGUGUUGAUUAAUGAGUUUAGUUUAGUAAAGCCCUAAAUUCAGUACGAGGUGUUCAAAAAAACUGUUCGUACUUUCAACUCACCGUCAUGAAUAAAUUCUUGAAACCUGCAACAAGUUUGAUGUGUGAAAACCUGAGAUGUAAUAAGCCUAUCCUUGACGCCUAGACAUACCAGUGAAAUCAAUUUUAUAGCUCUAAGAAGUUUUCUAAAUUCGGAUCUAUGAACAUGGCGGGAGAUACUAGUUCAUCGUUCAUUCCCCACUACACCUACAACCCGGUGAUGGAAACCACGGAGCUCAUGAUCAACGCCACGCACGUGGUGCGGGCGGCCGUCCUGGACCCGAUGAUGGCCAGGGAAUGCACCAAGGAGGUGCGAAAUUUCCAGCCCAGCAACGCGCAAUUCAUUGAAAUUCUGGGACCUGCUGGCUAUGUGAUGAUGGCGAUGGCAGGGAUCGGACUCCUCAUUCUCAUAGCUGUAUUUAUCGACACAGUCCUACGCAUGCAGAAAGUCGUCCGUCGCGAACACAAGUCCUGCGUCACGUUCGUUCUCUCCGUCUACCCGGUACUUGGCUUAUGCACCUUCCUCGGUAUUCUAUUCCCAAAAGCGGACAGCGUGAUGGAUGUUUCAUCUCAACUGUGGUUCGCGCUCUGCAUGUUGCAGUUCUUCAAACUCACUCUUGUUUAUUUCGGCGGAGAAACUAAAUUUGUGCAGUCGCUUGAAGGAAAAGUUCUUCCGUGGAGGGGCCCUCCGUGCUGCUGCUGGCCCUGCUGCUGGCCUUUCUGUCCUAAGCGACCUGUUAACAAACGGCAAAUUCGGUUCAUAAAGCUCCUGCUGUACCAGCACCCGAUUGUGCAGAGCAUGAUGACCAUCAUCGGCAUCUCGCUUUGGAAGGAAGGAUUGUACUCAUUCGGAGACUUCAGCCCGUACAAAGGCCACGUGUACGUCUUCACGAUCACCACGACGUCGUUCCUGCUCGCCCUGUGGGCCUUCAUCGUCAUGUUCAAAGCCUCGAUCCCUGAGCUGCGGCGCUACCACUACGGCCGCAAGAUCCUGGUCUUCCAGCUGUGCCUCGUCUUCCUGAGAUUCCAGGCCCUCAUCUUCGGCGUGAUCCUCCUCCCCGCCGGCGCCAUCCCCUGCGUACCGCCCAUAUCGCCUAAAGUCUACGCCAAUACAAUUCUGUGCUGUCUGCUGAUGGGCCAGCUGGUGAUCCUGUCAGUGUUGGCACGCUUCAUCUACCUGCAGCCUAUGCCUGACAUCGACUCUGAUCAAAAGGUACCACAAUCGCUGGAAGACCAAAAGUUGCGGCUUGCGGAGACUGAAAACGGGAACAUCGCAAGCAACGACACCGAAGAGUUCCUCGCUGUACAACAGUUAUCACAGGAGACUGCCUGAGAAUAGUGAUAGUAAUUCUUUUGUACAUUAUAACUACGUGACGCAAAAUGCUACGAAUUUUUCUUUCGAACGCUUUAAGGUUUUGUUAUUUCGGACUAAUUUUUCUGUAUGCUUUCAUUAAAUGUUUAGCCUUUUAUUAAACUAGCUAUAAUGGCGACGUCCUUCACACAACAAUUUCGCAUAAAUUUAUUUAAUACGUACAUCAUAGCAAACUUAAAAUACUAGGUGUGUGCUCACCAACUCAUUUAAUAUUUGCAAAUACAUCAAUUCAGCGCUUCACCUAAUAUACUGUUGUCUGAUUUAUUGUAAUUGAGCACCUAUUAUAGCUUUAUACUCGUUUCCCAGUAAUGAUGUUAAUUGCAAAGAAACAUGCGCACAUCAUACACAUUCCAAAGGAGGUUAAGAAGUUAACAUAGGUGCGAUUGUUGGGAAAAAUACACUGACGAUGAGCGACUGCUUUCCGAAACAACCUAAAGGCGCAUUACGUGUCAAAAGUAGUCUUGCAUUAUUUAUGGACAAAUGUCUGUGAUUUGUAGUUCUAAUUUAUUGAAAAACCUAUUUUUAUUCCAUUUUAGCUUUAUAUAUGCACGUAAGAUUUUUUACAUAACCUCAAGUGUUUACGGUAAGUUAAUAAAAUAAGUGUGAUGCCCAUUAUAUUUAUCGAGUAGUUCCGAAAUGUUCUAGAAAAAAUAAAAUUCACAAUCACAGUAUAUUACCUUACUUAGAUUUAUAUUGUUCCUUGUUGAGUUUUAAUGUAUCAAAUUCCGUUAAAUAGUGUCAUGAAAGACAAAAAUUUAAUGGUAUUGUGGAAAUUUAAAUUCUUGUAAAUACCACAACUUUAGUUUCAAGCGUUUUCAUCCAUUUUACGAACGAACUAACGGCUUUUGCCACAUAUUUCUAUUUUCUGACGGAUUUUUUUUUUAAAUAUUCAAACGAAAAUCGGGCUAUGUUCAUAUGUAAAUAUUGAAAGCGUUUUCAGCGCCAUGUUGUGAAUAAACAGUACAUGUUA
Molecule: messenger RNA, 2655 nt
Organism: Hyalella azteca
Lineage: Eukaryota; Metazoa; Arthropoda; Malacostraca; Amphipoda; Hyalellidae
Product: organic solute transporter subunit alpha
Exons: 6
Coding region: 474-1646 (390 amino acids)
Biological process (GO): transport
Molecular function (GO): transporter activity
Source: RefSeq, a predicted model, not a curated record